AUGUCGUCCAUCCCCGCCCCUGCAGCAGACAAAGUCACGGUCCCCUUCUUCAAGAAGAAAGGCCGUGGACGUCCCACGACCGCACGCAAGCGCUCCGCCUCCCCGCCCACGGGCGCAAGCAGCUCCCUCCCCACUGCGUCCUCCUCUUCCUCCACAUCCAAAUCCGAAGUGGUUCUCCCCUCGCGGAAAGCUGCCGCGAACCUUCUCAGCGCGGGAACGAAGCGCACGCUGUCCCAACGCGACGGUGACAACCGCGUUAUUGACAACAGCGAUGACGAAGAUGAGCGAGACGGCCCCGACGUAAAAUGGACUGCCGCGGGCUCGCACACGAAUGCAGCGCUCGAGAUUCUGCAAGGUGACGAGGCGGCGGAGAUCCUCGCCAAGCGCCAGCGGGUCUCGCGCGAGGAAGACGAGGGGGAGGCGGAGGUGCCUGACGACGGACUGUAUCGUGGGCAGAAGGCGUACGCAACUCACAUCCGGAAGAAUCAGGAGAUCCCGAAGGCGAUGCGUGCAGGCCCGCAACGUGCAACGGGGAGUACGAUUCGGACCGUCACGAUUGUGGACUACCAGCCGGACGUGUGUAAAGAUUAUAAAGAGACGGGCUUCUGCGGGUAUGGCGAUACUUGCAAGUUCUUGCACGACCGUGGGACGUACCUCGCCGGCUGGCAGCUUGACCAGCUCGCCGCGGCCCCACGAAAGUCCGCAGGGGAUGCACCAGAAAGCGAUAGUGACUCAGACGAAGACGUCCCGUUCGCGUGCCUAAUCUGCCGCAAACCGUACACGGAGCCGAUUGUGACGCGGUGCGGACAUUACUUCUGCUCUGCAUGCGCGAUACGGCGGUUCGCGCGGACACCAAAGUGCGCGGCAUGUGGCGCGCCAACAGCGGGGAUCUUCAACCGAGCGGAUAAGGUGAUUGAGAAGAUGAGAAAGGCACGGGAGGCGAAGGGAGAGGGGGGUGAAGGCGAAGAGGGGGAGGAGGGCGCGGAGAUCAAGGGAGUGGAGAUUGAGGGGUUGGGGAAGGGUAGCGAGAGCGGAAGUGGAGAUGAGGACGAAGACGAUUAA
This is a messenger RNA of Fibroporia radiculosa, 1062 nucleotides long. RefSeq lists its product as uncharacterized. The record is from RefSeq and is a predicted model, not a curated record. Gene Ontology annotation, biological process: snoRNA splicing. Lineage: Eukaryota; Fungi; Basidiomycota; Agaricomycetes; Polyporales; Fibroporiaceae. Gene Ontology annotation, molecular function: metal ion binding. Gene Ontology annotation, cellular component: U2-type spliceosomal complex. The transcript has 3 exons. Bases 1 to 1062 code for a protein of 353 amino acids.